Molecule: messenger RNA, 407 nt
Organism: Scutellospora calospora
Lineage: Eukaryota; Fungi; Glomeromycota; Glomeromycetes; Diversisporales; Gigasporaceae
Source: the annotation of a GenBank genome assembly
AAUAAAAAAAUUGUUAACAGUUUCACAGCUACACGGAAUAUGGAAUGCUGCAGCUGCUUUUGCAGAAGCUGAUGCAUAUGUGUUUCAUUUACCAAAUGAGACAACCAUAAUCUUUGGUAUUUUAUACGCUUGUACGAUUCCCAUUGCAGUGUUUGGUUUUCACGCAAUACGUAAAAAAAAUUCAAAAAUGUUACAAAUAUUCUCAAAAUUAUUUUGGCUCUCAAUAGCUCUUCUUUUAAUUUUACAUUUGACUGAAUUAAUUCUUUCAUUUGUGUGGCGUAAUGAUAUAAUCGCAAACUGUCAUAAAGAUUUAAAUUAUCUGAUACCUUCAAAUAGUAGUACUUCUACAACUCCAUAUGACCCUGAUGCACUAUCCCAAAAUGUAAUUGAUAACGCUUGUGAUCAAG